AUGGAAGCAGUCAUCAACAAAUUCGAAUCAGUCCUUGGCGGCGGCAGCACUUCUCACUCGGUCCUUCUGCUUGGUGCGGGUUUCGUAACCCGUCCUACGGCUGAGAUCCUUGGAAACUCUGGCAUCAAGGUUACUGUCGCUUGCAGGACAUUGCAGAGGGCGCAGAGCCUGGCAAAGGGCAUCAAGAAUGCUACUGCUAUUAGCCUCGAUGUCAACAACGACGACGCCCUCGAUGCUGAAGUAGCCAAGGUCGACGUAGUCAUCAGCUUGAUCCCCUACACGCACCAUGCGACCGUCAUCAAAUCCGCGAUCCGCAAGAAGAAGCACGUCGUUACCACCUCCUACGUCUCCCCCGCGAUGAUGGAACUCGAUGCCCAGGCAAAAGAAGCCGGCAUCACCGUCAUGAACGAGAUUGGUCUCGACCCUGGAAUUGACCAUCUCUCCGCCGUCCUUACCAUUGACGAGGUGCACAAGGCGGGCGGCAAGAUCCUCUCGUUCAAGUCAUACUGCGGCGGUCUGCCUGCCCCUGAGUCUUCGGAUAACCCGCUUGGAUACAAGUUCUCGUGGAGCUCGCGAGGUGUGCUGCUCGCUCUAAGGAAUGCGGCGAAGUACUACAAGGAUGGCAAGGUUGUGGAGAUCGAGGGCCCAGAGCUGAUGGCGGAGGCGAAGCCAUACUUCAUCUACCCUGGAUAUGCAUUCGUUGCGUACCCGAACCGCGACUCUACCCCGUACAAAGAACGCUACAACAUCCCCGAGGCUCAGACCAUUGUCCGUGGCACGCUGCGGUACCAAGGCUUCCCAGAGUACAUCAAGUGCCUCGUCGACAUUGGGUUCCUGUCCGAGGAGCCCAAGGACUUCCUCAAGGAGGGCGAGAAGCGUACCUGGAAGGAUGCCACCGCGAAGAUCAUCGGCGCGACUAGCGACAAAGAGGAGGACAUUAUCUGGGCUAUCAGCUCGCGGACAAAGUUCAAGGACACCGAAGAGAAGGAGCGCAUUCUCGACGGCCUCCGCUGGAUCGGCCUCUUCUCCGACGAGCAGAUCACCCCGCGCGGCAACCCGCUCGACACCCUCUGCGCGACGCUCGAGCAGAAGAUGCAGUACGAGGAGGGCGAGCGCGACUUCGUUAUGCUGCAGCAUAAGUUCGAGAUCGAGAACAAGGACGGCAGCAAGGAGAUUCGGACUUCGACGCUUGCUGAAUAUGGUGACCCUAAGGGAUACUCGGCUAUGGCUAAGCUAGUGGGUGUGCCAUGUGCGGUUGCGGUGCAGCAGGUGAUUGAUGGGACGAUCAAGGAGAAGGGCAUUCUGGCGCCGAUGUCGCCGGAGAUUUGCGCACCGUUGAUGAAGACUCUGACGGAUAAGUAUGGUAUUGCGUUCAAGGAAAAGAGCAUCCCGCAGUAGACGCUGCGCGGGUUUUCUUGGGUAGCUUCCUUGAGUGUGGAGCUGCGACAAUGGAUGGGAUGGAAAGUGUAGACAAAACGAUCACCAAAUAGAUCUUUGACACGAGUUUGUCGAUUACGAACUUUUUCGGGCAUUGCAUUUGUACGGUGCCGGUAUCCAG
Trematosphaeria pertusa is the source of this 1558-nucleotide messenger RNA. RefSeq names its product Saccharopine dehydrogenase. The record is from RefSeq and is a predicted model, not a curated record. Gene Ontology annotation, cellular component: cytoplasm. The transcript has 6 exons. Gene Ontology annotation, molecular function: saccharopine dehydrogenase activity. NCBI's taxonomy places the organism in Eukaryota, Fungi, Ascomycota, Dothideomycetes, Pleosporales, Trematosphaeriaceae. The coding region runs from base 1 to 1398 and encodes 465 amino acids.